Messenger RNA from Coffea arabica (coffee), 2514 nucleotides. RefSeq lists its product as uncharacterized. The record is from RefSeq and is a predicted model, not a curated record. NCBI's taxonomy places the organism in Eukaryota, Viridiplantae, Streptophyta, Magnoliopsida, Gentianales, Rubiaceae.
AUGGCGGCUCUCCUGCAUGGGGAGGCGCCGCCGUUCGUUCGGCCGUCGAAGACGUUCGCCUCCCUGCUCUCUCAAUCUCCUUCUUCUUCGUCCUCUGGUAUUGGCCAUCUCAGUACAUACAAGGGGGAGCCAUCGUUGGUCAUCUCUCGUCAAGAUAUGAUGCAGAUUGCGGCGCCUUACUCUAACGCGCUAGUCGGCAGGUUUGCCGUAGGCCGUCCGUCCAUGGAGCUUAUUCGCAAAUUUAUUGUUUCUUUGGGGCUGAGGGGUGAGUGCCCGAUUGGUUUAUUAGAUUCCAAGCACAUUCUUUUACGUCCAUCCGAGGAGGAAGAUUACACCAGGCUUUGGUGUCGCAGGUCUUGGUACGUAGGCAAGUUUCAUAUGUCCCUGUCGAAAUGGACAAUUGAUUUUAAACCAGGAGCAGAGUCAUCAAUUGCACCAGUUUGGGUCAAUUUUCCGGGUCUUCCAUUGCCGUUUUUUGAAAAGCAAUUUUUGCUUAAGCUAGGUACCUUACUUGGCCGUCCCUUGAAAGUGGAUGAAGCUACGACUUCACUGAAACGCCCAUCUGUUGCCCGUAUAUUGUUGGAGAUCGAUGUAUUGCAGUCUCCUAAAUCCAGGAUUUGGAUUGGAGAUGAUCAGUGGGAAUCUGUCUGUCAUCGCAAACAUCCGGAAUUGCGGCCGGUGCGCCGUUCUGGACCAUCAGCUACGCCGCACGUCAGACAAGUCUUUCAACCUAAGGGGGUACCUGCUGUUGAUGAAUCUCUUCCUGUUGUGGAUUCUGGGCUUGUGGUAGCCAUGGGGGUAACAGAGCCUGAAAAUGGUAUUUCUGCAAUGGAUGUUGCCAUCCCUGAUAUUCCACCACCGUCUGCUAACUCUAUUAGGGGAAAUUCUCCUCCAGCUAGUGUACCUUUUCCUAUUCCUGUUCUCUCUAAUGCAUCUCGGGGGGCUGAUGCGGAUGCGCAGAAUUUUCUCACCCUUGUUCCCCAAGAAUCUUCUUCUCCGAUUAAGGCUUUAUCGGACAAUAUCCUCUCUUCUGAUGAGGAUGACCGUCUGUUGCCGUCUGCGUCUUUAGUACCGAACCAUGAGCGGACUUCUUAUUCUCUCUCUCCUACACGGCACCACGGUCAUGUUCGACUGGUGCGGUCUAAUUCUGAAGGCCGGUCGGGGGUGAAAGGUCUUUCCUUGGUUGAGCUUAAAAGUUUUCAGGAUCGGCUGCCCAGCAGAAUCCAAGCAUCUAAGCUUUGUUGCGAUCCGGUUGCUACGGGAGUUUCUCUGGAUGAUACUGACUCUCAUUUGCUGCAAAAGUUGAUUCAAGGCCACAAGGGUCGUAGUAGACAGUCCAGGAAACGAGAAGAGGCUAGGUAUUCUUUUGUAGAAGCUGUGGAUCAAUUAGUUCAUAUAUAUUUGUCUUUCCCGUCUGGUUCUUCCAUUAUUAUUUCGGCUGUCUAUGCGAAGUGUAACAGAAUUGGUAGGAGACGGCUAUGGGAGGCUUUGGAGCAAUUUUCUACGUCUAUUACUCUUCCAUGGAUUGCCGUAGGGGACUACAACGUUAUUUCUUGCGCGGAGGAAAGGAUUGGAGGAUCAGCUCCCAAUAUUCGUGAUUUGGAGGAAUUCAACUCUGCUUUACAUCGGAGUGGGCUAUUCCCAGUUCAAUUCGAUGGGUCUGUUUACACAUGGACCAAUGGUCGCAUGUGGCAGCGUCUCGAUCGAGCGGUCGUUAAUGGCGUUUGGGGGGGAAGUACGUCAACUAGGCGCUCUUCAUUCCGGUUUCUUAACGUCUGGCGAGGUCAUUCCAGUUUUCAAACAACAGUGAAGUCUGCGUGGGCUCAGACUGUGUCUGGAGUGGGAAUGCAGAAAUUCUUUAAUAAGUUGCAGGUGGUUAAAAGAGUUUUAUCUCGAUGGAAUGUGGGUGUAUUUGGGAAUGUCUCUCAAAGGGUCCAAGUGGCAGCAGAUAAUUUAUUGGCCAAGGAAAUUUUGUAUGACCAGAAUAGAGAUACGCUGUCGAGGAUGGCAGUUCACGAGGCAAGGGCAGUUCAUUCUCGGGAGCUAGCGUUGGAAUGUGAAUUCUGGAGACAAAAGGCAGCGAUCAAAUGGAUCAAAGAGGGCGACGCUAAUACAUCCUUUUUCCAUGCAGCAGUUAAGCAAAAACGCAGCUCUAAUUUUAUUACACGCAUUAGGGGUAACGGGGACUGUUGGUUUGAUAGUAUUGAUGAUAUUAAGCUGUCGGCGGGUGAUUUUUUCUCCUCUUUGUUCACGGCCGACCGCGUUGCUUGUUCUGGCAGCAGACCGUCUCUUGAUCUGCCCAAGCUUACGCAGGAGGAGAACGACAUGCUGCUGAAAUCACCAUCGGUAGAAGAAGUUCAUACGGUAAUAUGCUCCCUGGACCCUCAGAGUGCUGCGGGCCCUGAUGGGUUUGGAGGGGGCUUUUAUCAAAGUUGCUGGGAGUGUAUCAAGGACGACUUCAUGGAUGCGGUGAAGGAUUUCUUCGCUGGUGCCACAAUGCCUCGUGGGUUUUGA